This is a messenger RNA of Ambispora leptoticha, 129 nucleotides long. NCBI's taxonomy places the organism in Eukaryota, Fungi, Glomeromycota, Glomeromycetes, Archaeosporales, Ambisporaceae. The record is from the annotation of a GenBank genome assembly.
AUGGUACCAAUUCCUAAAAUUCCUGAAACAGCUGAGGAGUAUCAAACGAUAGUCAAAUAUCUUCGGUCAGAAACUUUCUCAGAUAGCAUUCUGAAAAGCCCCAUCACCCCCACUGCACGAUCCAACUUC